Molecule: messenger RNA, 1050 nt
Organism: Strongyloides ratti
Lineage: Eukaryota; Metazoa; Nematoda; Chromadorea; Rhabditida; Strongyloididae
Product: V-type proton ATPase subunit d 1
Exons: 2
Coding region: 1-1050 (349 amino acids)
Biological process (GO): vacuolar transport; vacuolar acidification; proton transmembrane transport
Cellular component (GO): lysosomal membrane; plasma membrane proton-transporting V-type ATPase complex; early endosome
Molecular function (GO): proton-transporting ATPase activity, rotational mechanism
Source: RefSeq, a predicted model, not a curated record
AUGUCCGAAUUUACUUUCAAUAUUGAUCAUGGAUAUUUAGAGGCUUUAGUAAGAGGGUUAAAAUCUGGAAUUCUUACAUCAACAGAUUAUGCUAAUUUAGUUCAAUGUGAAACAUUAGAAGACCUUAAAUUACAUAUUCAAUCAACUGAUUAUGGAAAUUUUCUUGCUAAUGAACCAGGUAGCAUAACUGUUGGAAUUAUUGAAGAAAGAUUGAAAGAAAAACUAGUUGUUGAAUUCAAUCAUAUUCGUAACAAUGCCCUUGAACCAUUGGCUACUUUCCUCGAUUAUAUUACAUACUCUUAUAUGAUCGAUAAUAUAAUUCUUCUCAUUACUGGAACACUUCAUCAACGACCAAUAAAUGAAUUGAUAUCUAAAUGCCACCCAUUGGGAUCUUUUGAACAAAUGGAGGCUAUUCACAUUGCUUCAACUCCAGCUGAAUUGUAUAAUGCUGUUCUCGUUGAUACACCAUUAGCUCCAUAUUUUGUUGAUUGUAUUAAUGAACAAGAUUUAGAUGAAAUGAAUGUUGAAAUUAUUAGAAAUACUUUAUACAAGGCUUACAUUGAAGAUUUUUAUAAAUUUUGUAAAACACUUGGAGGAACAACAGCUGAGGUUAUGUGUGGAAUUCUUGCUUUCGAGGCUGAUCGCCGUGCUAUCACAAUUACCAUCAACUCUUUUGAUACUGAAUUAUCAAAGGAUGACAGAGAAAAACUUUAUCCACGUGUUGGAAAACUUUAUCCUGAAGGAUUAGCUAGUUUAGCUAGAGCUGAUGAUUACGAUCAAGUUAAACAAAUUUGUGAAUUCUACUCUGAUUACAAGGGACUUUUUGAAGGAACUGGAGUUAAUCAAGGUGAUAAAACAUUGGAAGAUAAGUUCUUUGAACAUGAAGUAAAAUUAAACGUCCAAGCUUAUUUAUACCAAUUCCAUCAUGGAGUUUUCUAUGCUUAUAUAAAAUUGAAAGAACAAGAAAUGAGAAAUAUUGUUUGGAUUGCUGAAUGUAUAUCACAAAGACAUCGUGCUAAAAUUGAAAAUUACAUUCCAAUUCUCCAAUAA